Messenger RNA from Panicum virgatum (switchgrass), 3090 nucleotides. RefSeq lists its product as uncharacterized. The record is from RefSeq and is a predicted model, not a curated record. Gene Ontology annotation, molecular function: protein binding. Lineage: Eukaryota; Viridiplantae; Streptophyta; Magnoliopsida; Poales; Poaceae. The transcript has a single exon. The coding region runs from base 865 to 2112 and encodes 415 amino acids.
UAAAUUUUAUUUACAUAUAGGUCCCUACCGCCCGGCAGAGGGGCGGCAGGCGGCCCCGUAGCCGGCCGGUAGGGUAUAAAACUGUAAAUUAUGAAACUAAAAAUAUAUUUCUGUAAAAAACAAUUUUCAAAAAUAUAAAAAUAAAAAAAGCCAAAAAAAUUCACCCCACGGCGGCCUGCCGGACCACGUAUCACGCCCUGCUGCAAUUUUUUUUGUUUCUUUUUGAAGCCCGACCUGCUGCAAUUGACUUGCCCGACGGCGCGCGAGCCGUGUUCGUGUGCCGACAAUCUCCGCCGCCUGCCGGCGGCCGUGGCGGUCCUUCCCUCCUCCCGGCCUGGCGUCCGCCGCCGCCCGCGCCGUGCACCGCCCGGAUAGAGCUUCUCGCCGUCGCCGGCCGUGCGAACGACGACGGCGCCGCCCCGUUCGACGUACGUCGUGGACAUCUCCGGGCGCGUCGCGACGGCGACGCUGGUCCGGCGAGGAAGCAGCCGGGUGCCCCGCCGGUCGAGCAUUUUUCUUUUGGAGGAAAAAGUCCGUGUUUUCUUUGCAGAAAAUUCAACACUUCUACCAGGAUUUUGCACCUCCCGCGACGUCGACGUCCACAAAGAACCACCCCACAUUGGAGCGGCGGCCAGCAGCGUCGUCCACAAACCCCGGUCGCGGCGAGGUCGUCAACGCUUCAGUCUCCGGUCAGAGCACGCACACGCCGAGGCGUCGUCGUCGUCGUCGUCGUCGUCCACAAACCCCCAAUCCCGCCGCCGCCACCGCUUAGCUUCUUCCUCCAGCACCGGGAUCCGUCCAGGUCCUAUUCCUGGACUCCUGGUAAGCACCUCUCGCUCCGAUUUUUUUGUGGCCUCGGGAAUCAUGGCGUCGUCGAAGCCGUCGUGCAGCGCCGGGCGGCCGGUUGCUGCAGACGGGCGCGCCGACGCCGUUCCCGCUCCCGCCGGCGUCCUGCUGCCCCCGGACGCCGUCUACGAGAUCCUGCUGCGCCUCCCGGCGAAGGAGCUCUGCCGCCUCCGCGCCGUGUGCCGCCCGUGGCGGGCCCUCCUCUCCGACAGGGCCUUCGCUGACGCCCACGCGGCCCGCCACCAGGAGCCGCUCGUCGUCGCCGGCUACGCCACGCACACGAGCGGCGGCGCCCUCUACGACGUCCUGGACCUCUCCGGCCGCGUCGUCAAGCGCGCGCGCGGGGCGGCCGUCGCCGGCGCCGGCAGGACGGAGAACGAGUGGGUGGUGUCCGCGCGGCUGGACCUCGUCUGCGCCGCGAGAGGCGCCGGCGUGAGCUGCGCGCUGCUGAGCCCGGCCGCCGCGCGCGCGCGCGCCCUGCCCCAGGGGCUGGCGGAGGAGCACGCGGCGCACGAGCGGGAGAUCAGCCACCACGCCGCCAUGGUCGCGCUCGGGCAGGUCGCCGCCACGGGCGAGCGCAAGGUGCUCCGCGUGCUCCACCUGUUCCCCGGCACGGCUCGGCAGCUCUACGAGAUCACCACCCUCGACGGCGGCGACGGCGGCGGCGGCCGGAGCCGGUGGCGGCGGAUCAAGGACCCCGCGUGCCCUGUUGCAUCCGGCACGUGGGCGGUGGUCGACGGCGCCGUCUUCUUCUUCUCCAGCGAGCUCGUUCAUGGCCAAGACGCCAUGCCCGACCGCGUAGCCUCAUUCGACCUCGCGACCGAGGAGUGGGCGCCGACAAUCCGAGGACCCCUGAGUAGCAGUAGCCUCGGGGACGACGGCGCCGCCGCCGCCGCCGGGCAUCCCGACGAUCACAUGGGUUGGGGCGAGUUGUCACUGGCUGACAUGAAUGGCUGCUUGGUCGUGACGCAUCGCACAGUUGCCUCCUCCAUGGACCUGUGGUUCUUGAUGGAUGUGGAGAAGGCAUCAUGGGUCAGGAAAUACAGGAUGCAGCUUAGUAUCAGCUACCGGCAUGCUGAACAUACGGUGCGUCCUCUGCUGGUGCUGAAUGAUGGCAGGAUAGUGCUGGUUCACAUAGGAAACAGGGGAUCUCUGAAGAUUUAUGAUCCUAGGACAAGCACUUCUACAGAUGUGGCAGAUAUUGGGCCCUGCGUUGCAGUUGGUUUGUACAAUGGAAGCGUAUUGAGCUUGGCAAAUGGUUUUUAAAAGAGUAAAUUACACCCAUCAUACAUCAACUUGUGUGGUUGUAUCACUUUAGUCCAAUAGAUUGUAAAAUGCACAAGCUGAUGCAUGAACGUGUCAAAAGUGUGCAUCUACGGUCACACAUACACCAUAUAGCGUAUUUAGGUCACAAAUUUUAAUGUGGAGAAGAGGAAGGGCCAUAAUACAAAUAUGCGUUCUCCUUUAAUCGAUCGGUGACCUUCAAAUGAUCUGAGUAAACAUCUGGAGAGCAUGGUCUUCAAUUUGAUGAAUGAGGUUAGUAUCUUUUUACUUGCACUAACUCAUUUUUAAUAGCGCCAAAGUGAAUGCCAGUAGUAUCUAAUUUAUUUCUGCUAUAGAAUAUGUUACACACCAAGGCCGGCACCUAGGCCAUUACGAGUCUUUUUUAUUUUUUUGAAACAAUCUUUUUUUAUCGUGUGAUUGUAAUGUACCAGGCAUAAUCUCUAGUGCUGUCAAUAGUGUUUAUUCAGACUGCAAUAUUCUUGUUUGUUUUUUUUCAAUUUAUAUUGUGCUUUUGGUUAUAAUAUUCUAGGCCUCCAGAAUUCAGAAUAUUAAAUUUUGAUGUCACACUAUCAAGUGUGGCAACAAAAGUAAACAACAGAUUUAUGAUCAUAUUUAACAAGCUAUCGACGGAUCGAACUGGGUAGCACGAGCAUCAUCACAUGGCAGAGACCAACGUCAGCCAAGAGAUAUUUUGCAUUAGGGCCCUCCCUCUUCUCCACAUUAAAGCUUGUGACCUAAAUACGCUCUGUGGUGUACGUGUGACCGUAGAUGCACACUUUUGACAAGUUCAUGCAUCUAUUCGUGCGUUUUACAAUUUGUUGGACUAAAAUAAUACAACUGCACAAGUUGAUGUAUGAUGGGUGCAAUUUACUCUUUUUAAAAAGAAAAAAAUUGUACUCAUUUUAUUCGUAUUUUGUUGCAAGCAGCUGUAAUGGAGUACAUGUAUUUAUUGAUCAGGUA